This is a messenger RNA of Macadamia integrifolia, 1807 nucleotides long. Its product is annotated as anthocyanidin 3-O-glucosyltransferase 7-like. Lineage: Eukaryota; Viridiplantae; Streptophyta; Magnoliopsida; Proteales; Proteaceae. Bases 76 to 1515 code for a protein of 479 amino acids. The transcript is spliced from 2 exons. The record is from RefSeq and is a predicted model, not a curated record. Gene Ontology annotation, molecular function: UDP-glycosyltransferase activity.
UCCUAACUACCAUUCAAGUGCACUGCCCAACCAGGCCCAAGACCCAAGCUGUAGCUUUAUGUUAAUUCCUUCACUAUGCUUUCUCAAACCAAGCCCUCCCCCAUCCAACCCCCAAAGACACUUACCUUGACCAUGGAUGAAACAUUUCCCAGUUGCAUCUCAAGCAGUGAUGCCCAUGUCGCAGUCCUCUCGUUCCCUUUCUCAAGCCACCCAACAUCUCUCUUAACGCUCGUCCGUCGCCUAGUCGCCACGGCUCCGAACGUGAUGUUCUCAUUCUUCAACACUGCAAAAUCUAAUGGUCAGAUCUUCAGGAAAAUUGACAAAGGCUUUGAGAAUUUAAGAGCUUAUGAUGUAGAUGAUGGAAUACCAGAAAACUAUGUAUUCACGGGCAAACAACAGGAGGAGAUUGAGCUUUUCAUAAAGGUGACGCCAUGGAACUUCAAGAAGGGUUUAGAGGUUGCAGUGAAGGAAAGAGGGAGGAAGAUAACAUCUGUGUUGAGUGAUGGUUUCUUGUGGUUUUCUGGGGAAAUGGCCGAGGAGAUGGGAGUUCCUUGGUUGGCUGUUUCUUUUUCGGAGGCUUGUUCACUCACUACUCAUGUCGACACUGACCUGAUCCGCUCAACUAUUGGAGUUGGUCAAAAAGCUAUCGCCGGACGAGAAGAUGAAACUCUUGAUUUCAUUCCAGGACUAUCAUCCCUACCUAUUCGAGAUGUGCAAGAAGGAAUCAUCAUAGGAGACUUGGAAUCUGCUUUCAAUCGCAUGCUACAUCAGAUGGGCCAAAAGAUGCCGCAAGCAACUGCUGUUGUGGUCAAUGACUUUGAGGAAUUGAACCCACCAAUCAUCAAGGACCUCAAGUCCAAGUUCCGAAACUGCCUUUCAGUUGCACCCUUCACACUAAAUUACCCUCCUCAAUCAGAUUCAGAUACUAGUGGUUGCCUUUCAUGGCUGGACAAGCAGAAGCCUUCUUCUGUAGUAUACAUUAGCUUUGGCACAGUAGGGGGAUUGCCACUACCUGAGUUAGAAGUAUUAGCAGAAGGAUUAGAAGCUAGUGGAACACCAUUUCUAUGGUCUCUCAAGGAUAAGCUGAAGGAACAAUUACCAGAUAGUUUCCUAAACAAGACAAGGAAGAGGGGACUUAUAGUCCCAUGGGUUCCUCAGUUGCGUGUCUUACAACACACAGCAGUAGGUGUGUUCAUGACACAUUGUGGAUGGAACUCAGUAUUAGAGAGUAUCUUGAAUGGAAUUCCGGUUAUCGGCCGUCCGAUUUUCGGAGACCAUCACUUGAACGGACGGUUUAUUUCUGAUGUGUGGAAGAUUGGAAUUAGAAUUGAUCAUGGGGUCUAUACCAAAGAUGGAGUGAUGAAAGGAUUGGAUUUGAUGUUGUGCAAAGAAGAAGGGAAGAAAAUGAUGGAGAAGGCUCAGGCCCUUAAAGAGCUUGCCAAGAGGGCAAUUGAAAUUGAUGGUAGCACUAGUAGGAAUUUUCAGACUCUCUUGCAAAUGGUAUCUACUACCUAGUACAUUAAAAAUAGUUACACAUUUGAGCCUUUACUUAGUCUCGAUUAGGAUUUGAAGCUUUUAAUUUCAUCAUUUUUUUUUUUUAUAAGUAGGAUGGAAAUAAGAGUGGAGGGACCGGCUUGGAGUGUAGAUCAGGUUUUCGUACAAGAACCAUUUUCGAUCUUGAUUUACAUAUAUGAUACAUGGAAUUUAACAUUGUUAUAGAUUCUAGUUGGAUUUCUUGUGUAUAGAUGAGGGAGAAUGGUUCUGAAAAAUGCACUCUUAAGGAUGGAAAUAAAUGUGUUUUUUUAUA